GGCGUCUGUGAGCACAAGAGGGGCAAGAUCAUGGCAUGCUAUGAGCUGGAGAGCGCGCGGUUCAAGGUGGGCGGCAAUAAACAUGCGCUGUGCACAUUCUUCCUUGCCAUUGUGUGUGUGCCUUCAGAAGCUGCGCGAGAGCCUGAUGGCCGGUCCGAGCACUACCACUGCCGACUACACAGUACGUCCGUCUGCCCACUUGCAUCCAUAAUCUUAAAGAAAGGCAUUGUGGAUGGAUGUGUAUUGGUUGUGUCCUCCUUCAGGCUGUGGCCGUGCCGCCGUCGACGACCUCUGCUGCCAUCGACAACCAGCCGACACCCAGCCUCCUGCAGCUCGUGCCCAUCGUGGCGCAGAAGGCGGCCUCCCCCCCCUCCCCCUCCCCCUCCCACUCACCCUCUCCCGCCCUCGAGCCGAAGUCGCGCGCCGCUGCCCCUGCUGCUGCAGCCCCGACACACGACGCCACGCCACAGGAGCACAAGAGCACCCCGUACUCGCCCCCGCCACCCAUCGCCCCCCAUCCUCAGCCUCACCCCAUCCGCCACGCACCGACGCACGCAGCAGAGCAGCCGCCCCCGCUGGGCCACUACCGGCUGAAGGCGUCGGUGGCGGACUGGGGGGAGGGCGAGACUGGCUAUUACGCCAGCCCGCUGACGCAGUGGGACACCGCGUUUUGGGAGAGGCGGGGGGCCGAGUGGGUCGUGACCUGCAAGCAGCCGGCGGAGGAUGUGGGCUGUUGUGUGAGGGCGGCCAGGGGGGUAGCCAGGGGGGUGAGGAGCGCAUAUGCGCACGUGUUUAUGAUAGCUAAUGGGUAG
This is a messenger RNA of Vitrella brassicaformis, 812 nucleotides long. Lineage: Eukaryota; Vitrellaceae. The record is from the annotation of a GenBank genome assembly.